UAGUCACGGUCUUCCCACAUUUAUAAGUGAAGGCAGUGAUCAGAUUCUGGCAAUAGCUUUUCUGGUAAAGCUGCUGAAGAGAGAAUCUCCCUGAGGUUGUUCUGCUCCGCAUUUACCUCUGGUGCAGGAGGUCCAGUUUCUCACAAUGAGAUUUCCGAUGUUACCGUGUGUGGCUCUACUGCUGCUGGGAAUAAUAAUCAAUGGACAGCCACCAGUAACAGCAGUACUGAAUACGACUACCUCACAGCCAGGAGUCAGUGAUAUCAAGUUGGUGAACGGUCCCAAUCUAUGUUCUGGAAGAGUGGAGGUUUUCCACAAUGGAAUCUGGGGAACAGUGUGUGAUGAUUUCUGGGAUGCUACAGACGCGGCAGUGGUGUGUAGAGAACUGGGCUGUGGGAUUGCUGUAGAGGCAAAGAGCAAUGCUUAUUUUGGACAAGGUUCUGGACAGAUAUGGUUGGAUGAUGUUCAGUGCCGUGGGAAUGAACCUACACUGAGAAACUGUUCAUCAAGAGGAUGGGGUUUACAUGACUGUGGGCACAAUGAAGAUGCUGGAGUUAUCUGCCAAGGCCAGCCACAAACAAGUACAGCACCAUCGACAGUAACAGCAGUACUGAAUACGACUACCUCACAGCCAGGAGUCAGUGAUAUCAAGUUGGUGAACGGUCCCAAUCUAUGUUCUGGAAGAGUGGAGGUUUUCCACAAUGGAAUCUGGGGAACAGUGUGUGAUGAUUUCUGGGAUGCUACAGACGCGGCAGUGGUGUGUAGAGAACUGGGCUGUGGGAUUGCUGUAGAGGCAAAGAGCAAUGCUUAUUUUGGACAAGGUUCUGGACAGAUAUGGUUGGAUGAUGUUCAGUGCCGUGGGAAUGAACCUACACUGAGAAACUGUUCAUCAAGAGGAUGGGGUUUACAUGACUGUGGGCACAAUGAAGAUGCUGGAGUCAUCUGCCAAGGCCAGCCACAAACAAGUACAGCACCAUCGACAGUAACAGCAGUACUGAAUAUGACUACCUCACAGCCAGGAGUCAGUGAUAUCAAGUUGGUGAACGGUCCCAAUCUAUGUUCUGGAAGAGUGGAGGUUUUCCACAAUGGAAUCUGGGGAACAGUGUGUGAUGAUUUCUGGGAUGCUACAGACGCGGCAGUGGUGUGUAGAGAACUGGGCUGUGGGAUUGCUGUAGAGGCAAAGAGCAAUGCUUAUUUUGGACAAGGUUCUGGACAGAUAUGGUUGGAUGAUGUUCAGUGCCGUGGGAAUGAACCUACACUGAGAAACUGUUCAUCAAGAGGAUGGGGUUUACAUGACUGUGGGCACAAUGAAGAUGCUGGAGUCAUCUGCCAAGGCCAGCCACAAACAAGUACAGCACCAUCGACAGUAACAGCAGUACUGAAUACGACUACCUCACAGCCAGGAGUCAGUGAUAUCAAGUUGGUGAACGGUCCCAAUCUAUGUUCUGGAAGAGUGGAGGUUUUCCACAAUGGAAUCUGGGGAACAGUGUGUGAUGAUUUCUGGGAUGCUACAGACGCGGCAGUGGUGUGUAGAGAACUGGGCUGUGGGAUUGCUGUAGAGGCAAAGAGCAAUGCUUAUUUUGGACAAGGUUCUGGACAGAUAUGGUUGGAUGAUGUUCAGUGCCGUGGGAAUGAAUCUUUACUGAGAAACUGUUCAUCAAGAGGAUGGGGUUUACAUGACUGUGGGCACAAUGAAGAUGCUGGAGUCAUCUGCCAAGGCCAGCCACAAACAAGUACAGCACCAUCGACAGUAACAGCAGUACUGAAUACGACGACCUCACAGCCAGGAGUCAGUGAUAUCAAGUUGGUGAACGGUCCCAAUCUAUGUUCUGGAAGAGUGGAGGUUUUCCACAAUGGAAUCUGGGGAACAGUGUGUGAUGAUUUCUGGGAUGCUACAGACGCGGCAGUGGUGUGUAGAGAACUGGGCUGUGGGAUUGCUGUAGAGGCAAAGAGCAAUGCUUAUUUUGGACAAGGUUCUGGACAGAUAUGGUUGGAUGAUGUUCAGUGCCGUGGGAAUGAAUCUUUACUGAGAAACUGUUCAUCAAGAGGAUGGGGUUUACAUGACUGUGGGCACAAUGAAGAUGCUGGAGUCAUCUGCCAAGGCCAGCCACAAACAAGUACAGCACCAUUGACAGUAACAGCAGUACUGAAUACGACUACCUCACAGCCAGGAGUCAGUGAUAUCAAGUUGGUGAACGGUCCCAAUCUAUGUUCUGGAAGAGUGGAGGUUUUCCACAAUGGAAUCUGGGGAACAGUGUGUGAUGAUUUCUGGGAUGCUACAGACGCGGCAGUGGUGUGUAGAGAACUGGGCUGUGGAAUUGCUGUAGAGGCAAAGAGCAAUGCUUAUUUUGGACAAGGUUCUGGACAGAUAUGGUUGGAUGAUGUUCAGUGCCGUGGGAAUGAACCUACACUGAGAAACUGUUCAUCAAGAGGAUGGGGUUUACAUGACUGUGGGCACAAUGAAGAUGCUGGAGUCAUCUGCCAAGGCCAGCCACAAACAAGUACAGCACCAUCGACAGUAACAGCAGUACUGAAUACGACGACCUCACAGCCAGGAGUCAGUGAUAUCAAGUUGGUGAACGGUCCCAAUCUAUGUUCUGGAAGAGUGGAGGUUUUCCACAAUGGAAUCUGGGGAACAGUGUGUGAUGAUUUCUGGGAUGCUACAGACGCGGCAGUGGUGUGUAGAGAACUGGGCUGUGGGAUUGCUGUAGAGGCAAAGAGCAAUGCUUAUUUUGGACAAGGUUCUGGACAGAUAUGGUUGGAUGAUGUUCAGUGCCGUGGGAAUGAACCUACACUGAGAAACUGUUCAUCAAGAGGAUGGGGUUUACAUGACUGUGGGCACAAUGAAGAUGCUGGAGUCAUCUGCCAAGGCCAGCCACCAACAAGUACAGCACCAUCGACAGUAACAGCAGUACUGAACAUGACUACCUCACAGCCAGGAUUCAGUGAUAUCAAGUUGGUGAACGGUCCCAAUCUAUGUUCUGGAAGAGUGGAGGUUUUCCACAAUGGAAUCUGGGGAACAGUGUGUGAUGAUUUCUGGGAUGCUACAGACGCGGCAGUGGUGUGUAGAGAACUGGGCUGUGGGAUUGCUGUAGAGGCAAAGAGCAAUGCUUAUUUUGGACAAGGUUCUGGACAGAUAUGGUUGGAUGAUGUUCAGUGCCGUGGGAAUGAAUCUUCACUGAGAAACUGUUCAUCAAGAGCAUGGGGAUCACAUGACUGUGGGCACAAUGAAGAUGCAGGAGUCAUCUGCCAAGGCCAGGCACAAACAAGCACACCACCAACGGCAGUAACAGCAGUACUUAACACGACUACCUCACUGCCAGGAUUCAGUGCCAUCAAGUUGGUGAACGGUCCCAAUCUAUGUUCUGGAAGAGUGGAGGUUCUCUACAAUGGAAUCUGGGGAACAGUGUGUGAUGAUUUCUGGGAUGCUACAGACGCGGCAGUGGUGUGUAGAGAACUGGGCUGUGGGAUUGCUGUAGAGGCAAAGAGCAAUGCUUAUUUUGGACAAGGUUCUGGACAGAUAUGGUUGGAUGAUGUUCAGUGCCGUGGGAAUGAAUCUUCACUGAGAAACUGUUCAUCAAGAGGAUGGGGAUCACAUAAUUGUGGGCACAAUGAAGAUGCUGGAGCCAUCUGCCAAGUAACAGCAGUACCGAACACGACUACCUCACAGCCAGGAGUCAGUGCUAUCAAGUUGGUGAACGGUCCCAAUCUAUGUUCUGGAAGAGUGGAGGUUUUCCACAAUGGAAUCUGGGGAACAGUGUGUGAUGAUUUCUGGGAUGCUACAGACGCGGCAGUGGUGUGUAGAGAACUGGGCUGUGGGAUUGCUGUAGAGGCAAAGAGCAAUGCUUAUUUUGGACAAGGUUCUGGACAGAUAUGGUUGGAUGAUGUUCAGUGCAGUGGGAAUGAAUCUUCACUGAGAAACUGUUCAUCAAGAGGAUGGGGAUCACAUAAUUGUGGGCACAAUGAAGAUGCUGGAGUCAUCUGCCAAGCUUUCAGUGACCCUUGUUCUGAGCUCAACUGCACUGAACAUGAAUGGUGUGGAGAGAAAAAUGGAGUUUAUGGCUGUUUCUGUAACGAGAGUCAUAGAAGACAUGACCCAGACUCAUUUGAUUUCUCUGAGGUUUGUGAAAGCAGCUCUGGAUCCAUGUCUCUGUCUCGUUGUCAACUCUUUGAGGCUGGUUUUGCUAUUAACAAUUUACACCUCAAUGACCCCAGCUGCAGAGGAACAGUCUGGAAUGGCAGGGUGGAGUUUUAUUUUGACAACAAUGAACACAUCUGUGGUACAAGUCUUGUGGCCAAUGGCACCCAUUUCAUGUAUGAGAACUUCAUUUUUGGAACUUCAGGCUCAACUGAAGGUCCCAUCAGCAGGAAGAAAAUUCUGAAGCUAAAUUUCAACUGUAUAUAUCCCCAAACCCAAACACUUUCUAUGAAUAUGGAAAUCAAUCCACUAGAGAGCAUUGUCCACAAGAAGCUUCCUGCAGGUCAAGGGAGAUAUCAGGUCAGGAUGGUUCCAUUUCAGGAUGCAGGGUUUUCCCAGUUCUUCAAUGGAAGUGUAAAUGUGGAAGUGAAUCAGCAGAUAUUUGUGGAAAUUCGUGUUGAGGGGGUUGAUAGCCGUCAGUUUGCCACAGUGAUUGACAAAUGUUGGGCGACACCUGAGAAUGAUCCUCAACACUCUGUGCACUGGGACCUUAUCAGUGGAGAGUGUCCGAGUCCAAACGAUGAGACAGUGCAGCUGCUGCAGAAUGGAGUUUCCGUAUCCAGCCAUUUCUCUUUCAGGAUGUUUGUCUUCAGUGCAAACUCCACAAAGGUUUACCUGCACUGUACUGUUUACCUUUGCCUUCUGACAAGAAAUCACUGCUUAACUCAAUGCGACUCUGGAUCCCACUGGAGAGAGAGCAGGUCUGCAGAAUUCCACGACAGUGCUUCCCUUUCCAUGGGUCCCCUAAUGUUGUCUGAGAGGAAUUAAGAUAAUAAGGCCCUGUGCAACAGAAGAUAUCUACGGCUUCUGCUAAGCGUUCUGAUUGUUUUCUAUCAUCUACUUUAUAUUUUUUCAAAGAAUAUUCCUUGUUUUAUAUAUUUCUCAAAUCUCUCUAAUGAAUGCGAUACUACCUUGCUACAAUAUAAUGCAAAUCAUGCUCUUAAGAUACUUUUUUGUUUUUUUAGUAAAUUCUGUUUUUCAAACCAGCACAUAUAUAUUGUUCAUUAUGAAGUGCAUUAUUAUGGGAGCCAUUUGGUCCAAAUAACGUGUUUAAUGUGUGGGGUACAAUCAUUUUAUGCAGGCAUAAUUCUCUUUAUCUAUGCUAUAAUACAAAUAAACAAACAUUGUAUUGUC
This is a messenger RNA of Puntigrus tetrazona (Sumatra barb), 5332 nucleotides long. RefSeq names its product deleted in malignant brain tumors 1 protein-like. Bases 146 to 4966 code for a protein of 1606 amino acids. Gene Ontology annotation, cellular component: membrane. Lineage: Eukaryota; Metazoa; Chordata; Actinopteri; Cypriniformes; Cyprinidae. The transcript has 39 exons. The record is from RefSeq and is a predicted model, not a curated record.